Coccidioides posadasii C735 delta SOWgp is the source of this 884-nucleotide messenger RNA. RefSeq names its product 60S ribosomal protein eL15 (gene RPL15). Gene Ontology annotation, cellular component: ribosome; cytosolic large ribosomal subunit. The record is from RefSeq and is a predicted model, not a curated record. Gene Ontology annotation, molecular function: structural constituent of ribosome; RNA binding. Gene Ontology annotation, biological process: cytoplasmic translation. Lineage: Eukaryota; Fungi; Ascomycota; Eurotiomycetes; Onygenales; Onygenaceae.
GACGCAUUGCACUGACAACGACAACCAGGGACGACCAACCCACGACGACAAGAUGGGUGCUCUUAAAUAUGUUGAAGAGCUUCAGCGCAAGAAGCAAUCCGAUGUGAUGCGCUUCUUGCUGCGCGUACGAUGCUGGGAGCUUCGUCAACUCAAUGUGAUCCAUCGUGCUUCUCGCCCCUCUCGUCCCGAUAAGGCUCGCCGUCUCGGAUACAAGGCUAAGCAGGGUUAUGUUAUCUACCGUGUCCGUGUGCGCCGUGGUGGACGCAAGCGACCUGCCCCCAAGGGUGCUACUUAUGGCAAACCCACCAACCACGGUGUCAACCAGCUCAAAUACCAGCGUUCCCUCAAGGCUACUGCCGAGGAGCGCGUUGGCAAGCGCUGCGCUAACCUCCGUGUCCUCAACUCCUACUGGAUCAACGAGGACUCUACCUACAAGUACUUUGAGGUCAUUCUCGUCGAUCCUCAGCACAAGGCUAUCCGUCGUGAUCCUCGCAUCAACUGGAUCGUGAAGCCAGUUCACAAGCACCGCGAAUGCCGUGGUCUCACUGCAACUGGCAAGAAAUCCCGCGGUCUCAACAAGGGACACCGCUACAACAAGACCACCGCCGGCAGACGGAAGACCUGGAAGCGACACAAUACCCUCAGCCUCUGGAGAUACCGAUAAACGUAACGCCUUUCGAUUGUGUUUCGUUACGUUGGUGGAGUCGGUUUUUGUGGGCGUGCAUGCAACUUUUUUUCAAAUACUUUGUUUGCUGGGAAAAAGUCGUCAGCUACCUCGUCACCCCAUUACAUGUGCAUGGGCCUGAUAUGGAUAUUAAAUGAGAUAGCAAGGAAUGACAAAGAUGAUCAUCUUCUUUGCUGAUACGAUAAUUGUAAUGUCAACA